Funneliformis geosporum is the source of this 1509-nucleotide messenger RNA. NCBI's taxonomy places the organism in Eukaryota, Fungi, Glomeromycota, Glomeromycetes, Glomerales, Glomeraceae. The record is from the annotation of a GenBank genome assembly.
AUGCCCUGUCAUCUUAUCACCGACUGCUUAUAUGAAGUUUUUGAAUAUUUAGAGGAAGACAAAGCUACUUUGUAUUCAUGCUUAUUAGUUAAUACGGUUUGGUGUAAAAUUUCAGUUAGAACCUUAUGGAGGAAUAUUUGGAGCUAUAAAUAUACCUUUUUUGUACUGAAACAAUAUGAUUUGGAAUUAUCCAUCCUCAAAACUUUGGUUUCCUGUCUACCUGAUGAAUCAAAAGACUUUCUACAUGAUAACGGAAUCUUUAUUCCAUCUCCCGAUCGGAACUCACCAAUGUUCAAUUAUGUAGAAUUUUGCCAAGUUCUCUCGAUUCAUGAAGUUGAUAUGAUAAUCUAUACAGUUUCCAUAAAUCAAAAUUCUCCCAUUACUGGAUCAAGUUACAAUGAAUAUUUGAUAACUUUAGAAUUAUUUAAAAUGUUUAUGAAUAAAAUUCCUUCUUUAAAAGAAUUAAUUUAUACCCCAUCACAGCAUAAAAUGGUUUUCGAUGUUUCUAAAGUCAUAUUUACUUAUUUUACUGGAGCAACGAAUUGCUUAAAGGAUCUCAGGGUAUUCAGGUGUAAUUCAUAUGUUUGCUCGGAAUUUUUCUAUCAACUAUCACGAAUUUGUCACAACGUACAAUUCUUGGACAUAGAGCUUGGAAGUGAGAUUUCAAAUGGGUUGAUUGAUUUUGUUUCUGUUCAGCAAAAUUUAAAAUAUUUAAAAUUAAAGAAUUAUACAAUGGAUUCGGAUUGGUCAGCUCUCAUACCUUCAUUAUUAAAACACACUCGUACUUUAACCAAAUUCAAUUUAUGUGGAGAGGGUUAUCUACCAAUGUCAUUUAUUGCCUCAUUCGAAACUUUAAAGGAACUUGUCUUUAGAUGUUCUUCGGAUGGUGGUAAAGUGGAUUCAAUCGGAGAUUUUAAAGUACUACAAUACGUAACAUUUCCACAAUUAACGAUAUUGAAAUUUUUUUACGGACAUCCACAUAAAGUGUUUUUAAUGAAAUUUUUAGAAAAUAAUGGAAAGAAUCUUGAGGAAUUUAGCGUGAUAGAAGAGGAUGAUUCUUUGAAAUUUAUCAUUGCAAAAUAUUGUCCGAAUCUUAAAAAGCUCUUUAUCAUAUUUGAAAAGGAUGGAUUGAAAGGCUUGAAGUUGAUCUUUGAAAGUUGUCAAAAAUUAGAAAGCAUGAAAUUUUGGUGUAGUGAUAGGUAUCAUUUUUUAGAUAAGGAUGAAAUAUUGGAAAUUAUAGUAAAAUAUUCACCAAUGAAUUUUCAUGAAUUACAAUUUUAUGGUAUCAAAUAUUUAAAUUUACUUCCAGAAGAUUUAGAAUCUUUUUUCAUUAGUUGGCAAAAUCGGGUACCACAAAAAUUACUUUCUAUUAUCAUCCUUGUGGAUUGUAAUGACAAAGAUAUAUGUUUAGAAAUAGAAGAGGAGAAUUUGGAGGUAAUUAAAAGAUAUAUGAAGAUGAACGUUGUUAGAAAACUUUGCAUUAAAGAUUUUGAUGAUGAAGAAGAAUAG